Molecule: messenger RNA, 2079 nt
Organism: Gastrolobium bilobum
Lineage: Eukaryota; Viridiplantae; Streptophyta; Magnoliopsida; Fabales; Fabaceae
Product: ethylene-responsive transcription factor RAP2-4-like
Exons: 1
Coding region: 521-1594 (357 amino acids)
Biological process (GO): regulation of DNA-templated transcription
Molecular function (GO): DNA-binding transcription factor activity; DNA binding
Source: RefSeq, a predicted model, not a curated record
GAAAGUUGGAAAGACAAAGCCAAGAGUGAACGAGAGAUACUCACUAAACAAAAACUUGUCUUCCCCACUUUCUUUUUUCUUGUGUGGUUCUCCUUCCUUCUUCAUCGUCUUUCUCGAAUCUUCUGUUACUUUUCCCUCCCUUCUCUAACUCCCCGCUUCUCUGAAUCCCUUUCUGUUAAUUAUCUGUCUUUCAAGUUUUAAUUUUUUGGGUUUGUCUCUAAUCUCACAAAGAAUCAAACUUCAAAGGAUUUCUCGAAAGCCAGGUGUUUUCAGAAUCGAGAUCCAGGUUUUUCAGUUUAUAAAAUUUGUUUUUUUUUUUUUUUGGUUUUUCUCAUCUUUCAAUCGGCCAAGAGGGUUGUUUUUGAUCCCUCAAAGCUUUGUUUUUUUCUUCUUCUUCUUCUGGGAUUAAAGGGGUUGUGUAUUUUAAACCUCUUCCACCUUUUUCUUCAAAAAAGACUUUUUUUGUUUUGUUUCCUUUGUUGGGUUUUGAAUUUUUUCAGGUUUAGAAGGACACAGGUUGAUGGCAGCUACAAUGGAUUUGUACAGCACACCACAACUUCAGUCAGAUCCCUUCAGAGAUGAGUUAAUGGAAGUUCUAGAAUCUUUUAUGAAGAGUUCUUCCACAACUCCCUCUGCAUCCUCAUCCCCUUCUUCAAAUUCAUAUCUACCUUCUACUUCUAAUUCUUCUAUUUCUUACUCUCCUUCUCCUCCUUCUCCUUCUCCUUCCCCUUCCCCUUCCUACUUCACUUCCUCCCCUUCACUCCCUCCUACACAGCCCAAUUUCUACACAGAUGGUUGCUCAACAACGAUGACCCACCUAUUUGCCUCUGGGUUAUCCAACAGCCAAAACUUUAUUGGCUUUGAGCAACCAAGCUCUCUCCUUGGGCUCAACAACCUUACCCCAUCUCAGAUUAACCAGAUCCAAACCCAGAUCCACCUCCAGAGCCAGCAUCACAAUAACAACAACAACCACCUCAGCUUCCUCAGUCCCAAACCUGUCCCCAUGAAGCAAGUGGGUGGUGCACCUCCCAAACCCACUAAGCUCUACAGAGGGGUAAGGCAAAGGCAUUGGGGGAAAUGGGUCGCUGAGAUCAGACUCCCAAAGAACCGUACAAGACUCUGGCUUGGUACCUUUGACACUGCUGAAGAAGCUGCUUUGGCUUAUGACAAAGCUGCGUACAGGCUCAGAGGGGACUUUGCAAGGCUCAACUUUCCGAACCUAAGGCACCAAGGUUCAUGUGUUGGUGGUGCGUUCGGUGAGUACAAGCCUCUUCAGUCCUCCGUUGAUGCAAAGCUUGAUGCUAUCUGUGAGAGCUUGGCUGAUAUGCAGAAACAAGGGAAGCAAGAGAAGGCUGUGAGGUCAUCUAAGAAGUCUAAACUGGCUUCAAAGGAGGCUCAGCCAAAGUUGGAGAACCCUUGCAAGGUGGAACCCUCUUUGUCUCCGGUUAUGACCGAGAGUGAUGGUUCUGCAGGUUCUUCUCCUUUGUCUGAUCUUACAUUUGGUGAUGUCACUGAGCCACAAUGGGAAGCUGCUUCAGAACAUUUUAAUCUGCAGAAGUUCCCUUCUUAUGAGAUUGAUUGGGAUUCUCUGUGAAGCCAAAUUUGGUAGUCCUAUAGUUUGUACGUAGCUGGUUUACUUGUGACGAGUCUCAUGCGUAAUAAUUUAGUAUAUUGGUAGGUUCUAGAGUGUCUUUCUAGUUGUCACUGCAAUUGAGUUUUUGAAAAUUGCAGUGCUACUUGUAGGAUUUGGACAAUUGCGUUUAUGAUAGGUUAUUUUUUUUAUUUUUUUUAGUUUGGGGUCAAUUUGCAUAUUGAUUACUGUCAAUAUGUUGUAAAUUUGUCUUCCUUUGGUCAGCUGGUUUUUUUCUUGCUUGGCCAGGGAGAAUGACUCCGGUUUAAGUUGUUAUUUAUGUUUUGGUGUUCAUGAAAGUAUAUUAUUAUUGCUGUAAUUCAAUUCUAUUAGUAUUUCAACUCAUGAGUAUAUUGUACUAGUUUGUGUUUGGUGGACCUAUUGUAUUGGUGUAUCAAAUGAUUCAAAAAAUAGAUGUUAUUUGGUUCUGGGAAUCAUCAAUUGUACUC